ACAGUAACACGAAUCACUGUAAUGCGCGAACACCACUUCUCCACUUUCAAAUGACUAGCAAAGUGGCACCGAUUAAUAAUUAUAGACGCGGCAAACUCAUCGGUUUCAAUUGAAAAUUUGAAAACAAAUUAGGGUUUAGCAGACUGAAUCGAAGAUGGCGACGGAAUCAUCGGAGGGAGAUGAAGAAUCAAAAAUAGUAGUAGGCAAUCAACAGCUCGUAGUGGAAGAGAGUCUCAGAGAGAUGGCUAAGCAAGCUGCUUGGAGUGUUAGCUCUUGUAAGCCUGGCAAUGGUGUCCUCUCUCUCCGCGACGACAAUCUCGAAUCCUUCUGGCAAUCCGAUGGUGCUCAGCCUCAUUUAGUUAAUAUUCAGUUUCAGAAGAAAGUUAAAUUACAGUUAGUUGUUCUAUAUGUUGAUUACAAGCUUGAUGAGAGCUACACUCCAAGUAAGAUUGCAAUCCGUGCUGGUGACGGCUUUCAUAACUUAAAGGAGAUUAAAUCUGUGGAACUUGUCAAGCCAACAGGUUGGGUGUACAUUUCAUUGUCUGGAAAUGAUCCAAGGGAAGCAUUUGUGAACACUUUUAUGCUGCAAAUUGCAGUGUUGUCAAAUCAUCUUAAUGGGAGAGACACCCAUGUGCGCCAGAUAAAAGUUUAUGGACCACGACCGAACCCUAUUCCACAUCAACCAUUUCAAUUCACGUCCAGGGAGUUCAUCACAUACUCAACUGUACGCUGAAGAAACCCUUGAAUUGUGCAUGUGAACGAGUUAAACUAGAAUCGCUUUGAAUGCAUCAAACUGGAUAUACAUCUUGUUUUGUUUUGGUUCAUUAUCUAUUUGAAUUGGACCUGUUAUGUAAUUAUUGAUUAUGAUUGCAAUGGUUUAUGAAGACUGUCUUUUGUC
Daucus carota subsp. sativus is the source of this 898-nucleotide messenger RNA. RefSeq names its product anaphase-promoting complex subunit 10. Gene Ontology annotation, biological process: protein K11-linked ubiquitination; anaphase-promoting complex-dependent catabolic process. The record is from RefSeq and is a predicted model, not a curated record. Bases 155 to 733 code for a protein of 192 amino acids. The transcript has 6 exons. Gene Ontology annotation, cellular component: anaphase-promoting complex. NCBI's taxonomy places the organism in Eukaryota, Viridiplantae, Streptophyta, Magnoliopsida, Apiales, Apiaceae.